Messenger RNA from Trichoderma virens Gv29-8, 2964 nucleotides. Its product is annotated as glycosyltransferase family 90 protein. The coding region runs from base 1 to 2964 and encodes 987 amino acids. Lineage: Eukaryota; Fungi; Ascomycota; Sordariomycetes; Hypocreales; Hypocreaceae. The transcript has 4 exons. The record is from RefSeq and is a predicted model, not a curated record.
AUGGCACGAAUCCCAGCGGUGCAUGUGUCUGCUCUUUGUGUUUUGUCAUUUGUUUAUAUUUCUCAUUCGCUGGAGCGCCAUUCAUUAACCGAACGACCUCGGCUUUCCUCCUUGUUAGUCUUGCUUUUAUCAGGUCUUAUUUGCUAUGGCCUCAGUGCUGCGGCCAAAUUCAUCCCCGGGGCAGACGGACGCUUCGUUUCCGGCACCGGGGCCGCCGGCGAUGAGACGCUGCUGGGUGUUGCGUCUGACGAGGCGCUGCUCAAGGGAUCCAGCGCCCACCUCCCCAAUCGGCCCCGGAGAUGGUCUCUGCCGGCCCUGAUCUUCAUUAUUGUCCUCAGAUUGGAGGUAUUCCAUCUUGUGAAUAAGCAGCAGCAGUGUGCUACUCCUGGACUCGAGUCGUUUCUGAUUAUAUUCCUCAUUGCAUACGAAAUCUUCUCUACGCGCCGCAAAUGGGGGCUCCCAGCCUCCGCCUUGGACGACGACGACCCCUGGCGCAGCGUCUUCGACGACAUCUACGACUGGUUCACCGGGGCUCGCGUCGUCAUGUUCAACACCGUCGUCAGCGCCUUUGUCUUUUCGCUGGGGACCUUCUUGUCCAUCAAGCAGAUUCGGAGGUCGACUUACUUCUGCUUCCACCUUAUCGAUAGUCGGUUCACGACUGUCUCUCUGCAGCUGCUUGGUCUCGUUCUUGAUGCCGCCAUUAUAGUCCUGCUGUGGCGGAUGUUGGCAUGGGCAAGGACUAUUAAGCUGCGCCUACGGAUCUUGAGCACGGUGCUGCUUCUGUCGGCUGCCUCGGUGGGCUUAGUAUGGGUGGUCAACGCCAUCUUUAGAGGCUCUCAUAGAGUCAAUGUCUCCUUUGGAUCCCUGUAUGGGUUUGAUGCCGUGGUUGAUAGCUUUGCCUUUGCCUCCCUCGUCACAUCAUCCAUGUUUUGGAUAUGUGAGACGUCAACCAUCACGCCCAUCGGCACCUUGACGUUCUUGAUAGGUAUAUGGAGCUCAUGUGAUAGGAUCUUUCGCUACGGGGACUGGCUACACUUAUCACGAGUCGCUGCGCUGGGACCGCUAUGGAUGAUUGUCACUGGUACCAUACUCUUCUUGUAUCUUCACGACCUCCGUUCCGUCCUCUUCAUUCGACGGAUUCUGUUUGCGAUCCUCCUCUUGGCUCUCCUCGUGGGCACAACCAUAUUCAUUUUUGUAAAGAAGCCUCAAACGUGGCACAACAACAUCCAUCCCGCCAACGACCUCGUCUACACGGCUCACGUCGAACACGACCGCUGGAAAGCAAAAGUCAGCGUCAGUACGACGCUCUCGACGGCUGUAACAGUCUACCAGGAGCGACACAACGGAAGGCUGCCGCCCCCCAACUUUGACGCAUGGUACAAAUACGCCGCGGAUGACUCGGUUAUGAUUGACGAGUUCCAGCAAAUCGACCGAGACGUCGCCCCCUUUUGGAACGUGGCCCCCCUUGUACUCCGCAAAAGAGCGACCGAGAUGGCGGCGAUGCCGGACGUCGCAACCAUCACGGUCAAGGACGGCAAGGUCACUCGGAAGGACACGGGCAACGCGGACGACAACAAAGACCUCGACGAGCUGGUCGCCAUGAUUGCCAAGUUCGCCCAGCACCUCCCGGACAUGGUCCUGCCCAUCAACCUUUCGCCGGCGCCCCGCGUGUUACCGCCGUGGGAGGAGGCGAAUUCCAAGAACAGGGCUGCUCAGCUCAGCUCGGUGGCUGACCUAUUAUCUCGGCGCUCCAUAGAUGAGGCGAGCAACGGCACUGCGCCAGCGGAGCACGAAAAGGACAAGGAAAAGGAAAAGGAAAAGGAGCCAGCCGUUCCUCAUCCCCUUCAGAGCACGGUAUCGGCUAGUGCCUUUCGUCGGAUGCAGGUCGAAGCCUGCUCCCCCUUGUCGCGCAGCAGGACGAGGCCUCACUGGAACUUUAUGGAGUUUUGUUGGUCGUGUGCCAAGGACCACACCUUCGGCCAGCUCCUAACAAACUGGCAGCAGUCGUUGGACACAUGCUCUCAGCCUGACCUGCGUCUGCUGCACGGCUUCUCGCUCACGGACCCGCCGCGGCCGCCGCUCCGGCACCUCGCCCCCUUGUUCGGAGCCUCCAAGACGGACGAGUUCCGCGACAUUGUCAUACCGCUCCCAAAGACGAGGCUGGAGAAGCCCGACAUUAAAUGGCAGUUUACACGAAGAUACGAUAGUCUGGUCUGGAGAGGGGUCGUGGGGGAACACGCGCCCAAUAGUCAGGCCCUGCGCGGAAGUCACAAAUAUCGCCUGUUGCAUCUCGCCAGUGCGCCGUACGCGCGCGACGAUGUCAUCAUGGUCCUCCCAAAGCCCGACGAUCACGACACGUUCGGCUACGAAAGGGUAUCGGCCGCAGAGGCCAACGCCGUCGUGCCCUUCAGCGUGGGCGUGACAAACUCGACGGCCUGCGCCGCCGAUGGGUGCAAGCUGGUCGAAAAGGCCUACGGCAUCCGCGACGACGCCACCGAGCCGCUGGAGUACCGCUACGUCCUCCUGAUGGACGAGGACGACGGCCCGCCGCAGCAGCUCCUUCGCACCUUGCGCUCAUACAGCGUGCCACUGGUAUCAACCAUCUUCCGCACGUGGUUUACCGAGCGGCUGAUGCCGUGGCUGCACUUUGUCCCUGUCGAUCCAAGAUACCAGGCACUUCACACGACCUUUGCCUACUUUUCAGGGACGGAGAGCCGGCCCAAGGUCAACGGCAGGGAGACGUCCAUGGAGGGUAGAAUGGCAGAUGCCGAGUGGAUCGUACAGCAGGGCCAGCGAUGGGUAACAAAGGCUCUUCGGGAUAAGGAUAUGGAGAUCUAUCUGUUCCGGCUGCUGCUGGAAUGGGGGCGGCUCAUUGACGAUCUGAGGGAUGAGAUUGGAUUCCGCAAGGAUGACAAGGGGGCGUUCCAGAACGACGCCUGGACCCGGCAACAAGGCGGGGAAUAA